UGAUAUCUAAAAAUAGCACUAUCAAAUCAUAUAACGAUUAGCGGGAAAUACAAAUGUUUUAUUUUCUGAAAAUGGUGAUAGUGAAACUAGAUUAGUGUUGUAUAAAGACAAUCUUCGUUCGUGUUGUAAAACGAAUACCUGUUAGACUGCUGACAUGAUGUUAAAAUUAUAUUUACAUGGAAUUGAUAGUAAAAUUAUUGCUUUAGCCAUUGAGGAGAAUGCAUGUGUUACAGAAUUGAAGUCUCUAAUUCAGGAAAAAACUUCCAUAAGUUCUGAGGACAUACGAGUGUUUUACCUCAGUAAGGAGCUCAUCAAUAUUGAAGGCAACGAGAGAGAGCUAAGAUUGUCAGACUAUAAUAUCCAGAAUGAAGGAAAUUUAGUUGUGGUAUUACGUCUUCAGCCAGGGCCAUACAAAACUGAUCUUACGAGAGAGUCCUGGUCGGUGAGAGAUAUGGAUGUCGUUACUCCAGAGAAAUUAGAAAUCAUUUCAUUACAAAAGGUGUUAGACCCUGACGUUGAGCUUUCCCCAGAACCAGAUAUGAUAACUUUUGAAGACGACCCAGAUGUGCAAAGAGCAAGAAUGCCGUGCGGACAUGCAAUAGGUGCUGAAUCCCUUACUGAAUAUUGCAGAAGUGUUUUGUCGAGUGGAAAAUUCGAGUUCAGAUGUCCCCAUAUGAAUCCGAAACCAUGCGACGAACUGUGGGAAUUUAGCAUAAUAAAAAAAUGCGCCGCGCUUACCACAGAAGAACAAAGAGAAUUUGAAACAAAACUUUCUAUAAACUAUCUAUCUAACUUUAUCGGAAUGCAACAGUGCUCACAAUGUCAGUCUUAUUGUGCACGUGAUAACGGGGAAACUGUUCGAAUUCUUUGUCCAGUUUGUUCGAAAAAGAGCAAUUCUGCUGUCGAAUUCUGUUGGUCUUGUCGUCGGACAUGGCGGACAUCAAAAAGUACAGACUGUGGUAAUUUAAAUUGUCCAAGUGAAGACCCCAAGAAGAAAAUAUUGCGUGAAUGCAAGGAUAAGGAUAUUAGCGGAGUACAGUGUCCAUCUAUUAGAGCUUGUCCGAAAUGUGGACUUAUGAUUGAACAUACUGAGGGUUGUAAACAAAUGCAAUGUACAUGUCAACAGAAAUUUUGUUUUCUUUGUUUACAAAUGGCAAAUAUUCAUGGUUCUUAUGUAUGUGGGUCAAAUUUUAAGUGCGAAAGAGCCCCUACUCAGGUAGAAAUUUCAUGAUUCAAUAAAAUAAAAAAACGUUUAUGUUUUAACAUGUGUAUUUUAGAAAUUUGUUAAACUUAUCCCAAGUUUCUCUAUGGAACAUAACUAACAUAAAUAAAUAAAAAAGACGUUAAAAAUUUAAGCAAACGUAUAAAUCUAAGUUUACUUCUGUACAUAUUUCUUUUUUUGUCUUUUUUUUUAAUGUAAAAAAAAAUCAAAAUAAUUUCACAUUCAUUGUAUCAAUAUGACAUCAUAAGAAAUAUUUUUACAACAAAGUAGCCCAGCUACAUGUUUGAAACUUUUUUUUUAAGUUGCAAUUUAUUUGUGAAUGCGCAGAUCUUUGUUUAAGAAUUUGGACUUUAGAAUAAAAUAUAUAACAGUCGUGGUUUUAUAUUUAGAAUUUUAAAUACAAUCAUUUAUUUCUUACGAAUUUGUUUAAGUUUGAAGUAUCGGAAAAUAUGGUUUAUUUAUAAUUUGGAAUUGGCAUUAACCAGUUUAAAAACUGCGAGUUUUAUCAGAAAAUUGUGAGGUUUUAUUUUGUCUUUUUAAUGUUUUUUUGUGUGCUUCGUGCCGUUUUCAUGUUUUCUUCUUAUUAUUAAUAAAUGCUAGACUGUUUUGUUAAAAAAAAAUAUAAUCGUAUUUUUUUUCAUUAAAUGAAAUAAAACAUUUCUUUUCUAGAUUUUCACUACCACCUAAGAAC
Molecule: messenger RNA, 1913 nt
Organism: Mytilus trossulus (common blue mussel)
Lineage: Eukaryota; Metazoa; Mollusca; Bivalvia; Mytilida; Mytilidae
Exons: 5
Coding region: 155-1231 (358 amino acids)
Biological process (GO): protein polyubiquitination; ubiquitin-dependent protein catabolic process; positive regulation of proteasomal ubiquitin-dependent protein catabolic process
Cellular component (GO): cytoplasm; ubiquitin ligase complex
Molecular function (GO): ubiquitin conjugating enzyme binding; ubiquitin protein ligase activity
Source: RefSeq, a predicted model, not a curated record